Messenger RNA from Zingiber officinale, 1485 nucleotides. RefSeq lists its product as uncharacterized. The transcript is spliced from 2 exons. The record is from RefSeq and is a predicted model, not a curated record. NCBI's taxonomy places the organism in Eukaryota, Viridiplantae, Streptophyta, Magnoliopsida, Zingiberales, Zingiberaceae. The coding region runs from base 1 to 1485 and encodes 494 amino acids.
AUGGCGACGACGGUGGCGGUUCCAAGCAUGGCGGAAGAAGGGGAAAAAGCUGUUCGGUGCAAAUUUUGUCAUCAUAUAUCGAAUGGAGGGAUUACUCGCUUGAAGGAACAUUUAGCUCAAACUCAUAAAGGGGUUGCACCUUGUGUUAGUGUUCCGGAUGAUAUUAAGAAAGAAAUUAGAGAAUCACUUGACAAAAUUAGAGCAUCUAAAAGUAAACAAACUGAAUUGUUACGAGAGAUCGGUGAAGGUCCCCAAAGUAUGAGUACACAAUCAUCAAAAGUUGGAAGUGUAGGGGGAAAUUCAAUUGGAUGUUCUGGAUCUGGUAGUGGUGAAUCAAAAGGUAAAGGUACUCUUCAUGGGUUUGUUAGUUCCGAACCUCGACAAACAACCCUAAAUUCGACAUACAAAAAAGAUUUGUUGGUUGAUGUGAAGCGUAGAAUUGGUCGUUUUAUUUACUCUGCCGCACUUCCGUUUAAUGUUGUGAAUGAUCCUUAUUGGCUGCCUAUGGUUGAGGGCAUUGCGGAAUAUGGAAGAGGGUUCAAGCCUCCUUCAAUGCAUGAGUUAAGAACUUGGAUACUUAAAGGUGUGGUUGAUGGCAUCAACCUAAUAUAUGAGGAGCAUAAAAAGGCAUGGAAAAAAUAUGGAUGCACUAUUAUGUCCGAUGGUUGGACGGAUGGAAAGAAUAGAAGUUUGAUCAAUUUUUUAGUAAAUAGUCCCGCCGGCACUUUCUUUUUGAAAUCUAUUGAUGCAUCAGAUUCUAUUAAAAAUGGGGAAUUGAUCUUUAAAUAUCUUAAUGAUGUUGUUGAUGAGGUGGGAGAGGAAAAUGUAAUUCAAAUUGUCACGGAUAAUGCUUCGAAUUGCAUUAAGGCGGGGAAAAAAAUUAUGGAGACUAGACAUAGAAUUUGGUGGACACCUUGUGCGGCGCAUUGCAUUGAUCUAAUGUUGGAGGAUAUUGCAAAGUUGAAGAUUUUUUCUGACACAAUUGAGCAUGCUAAGAUGGUUGUGAAGUUCCUUUAUGGUCAUGGGACUAUACUUUCUUUGAUGAGAAAGUAUACAAACGGUAAAGAAAUUCUCCGUCCCGCUGUUACUCGCUUUGCUACUUCAUUUCUCACUCUUCAGAGUAUGUAUAAGGUUAAAAGGCCACUUGAACAAAUGUUUGCUUCCGAAGAUUGGGUUAGUUCACCACUAUCUCAAACAACUCAGGGGAAGGUCGUGAAGAGAAUUGUUAUUAACGAUCCCAACUUUUGGCCACAUGUUGCAUUUUGUGUUAAGAGUGUUGUUCCUCUUGUAAGUGUGUUAAGGGAAGUUGAUUCGGAGGAGAGAUCGGCCAUGGGAUAUAUUUAUGAACUUAUGGAUAAGGCAAAAGAGACAAUAAAAUUUAAUUGUGGGGGAGUUGACAGAAAUACAAACCCAUUUGGAAAAAAAUUGAUUCACGAUGGACUCCACAACUUCAUCAUCCUCUACACGCGGCCGGGUACUAUUUGA